CUCUCUCUCACAAACGACACUCAAACCCUCGCCGCCUCUCUCAUUCUUUCUCGACACUCUCUCACAGAUUCCUCUCCCUCUCUCUCAAUGAUGGCUCCUUCGAAUCGGAGUAACGACGCCACAAACAAAUCCCGUCGUUGCCCGCGCUCUACCGGAUUACAGCUCCUAGGUUAGUGAGCCCCUCGUCUCUGUCUCGAUUCCUCUUCCAUCUAGGGUUCAUUGGGUUUCGAUUUAGACUUCCUAGGGUUUCAAUCUAGUUUUUUUUAGUUUCGAUUUACAUAUUUAGUUAGGGUUUACAUCUAAAACUGUGGGGUUUUUUUUUCAGUUUCGAUUUACAUGUUUAUUUAGGGUUUACAUCUAGGUUUUGAUCUCAAGUUUCAAUUUUUGUUUUCGUUUUUGUCUCCAUUUCAAGUUUAGAUUUCAAAGGUUGAAAGUUUUGUUUUUUUUUUUCUGUCUACAGAUAUGCGGCAAGGGAGACCUCAGUUGACCUUAUCGGAGCCUUCUGCCAUGGCCCCAUCUUCUGCUCCUCCUGGAGUUGUACCUCCUGGAUCUGUGCCUCCUGGAGUUGUACCUCCUGGAGCUGUUCCUCACACAUCUGUCGGUUCUUCAAGUGCAGUGCCUGCGGUUCCUGCCCCUUAUGUCAGGAGAAGAGAAGAUGCUCUGCUACGUGCGCCAUCCAGACGUAACCAGCCACACCUCCAUCCUGACAAGAUCAAUGGAGCAUUGUGGUUUGGUAUGGAUCCUGAAGUCCAUGCUUUUAUCAGAGCAACAUGGCAGGGAAAAUAUUGGGGGUUGUGGGCAAGCUGGAACUUCGUUCCAUCUGAGAAGAAGGAUCAGUGGUGGCAUGCGUUCAUUCAACACUACUACUGGGAGGACCAAUUCCAUGAUGAAAUCUACUUGAAAUGGAAGAAACAAACUCAGGUUACCGUCUGUGGCCGCAUCAGCCAGAACAGGAGAGAUAACAGACAACCUUCCUACAUGUCAGACACUCACUAGGCAACAGUGGUUGAGAAGUACAGCACUGAGCAAGCAAAAAAAGAAGAGUGCAAAAGCUGCAAUAUCUCGCAAGUCUGCUCCAAUUGGGAAGAAGAUGCACAAGCACGGUGCAGGCCCACGCUGUUUCCUUAACAUUGAGUAUAAAAUGGUAAGUUUUGCCUUGAGUUUUUUUUCAUAAUUUUUUUUGCCUUAAGUGCUGUCUGACUUCCAUCUGUUUCCUUUCUUAUAGAUGGUUGAUGAAGGUUUAGAUGAACCACCUUCAUACACAGCCCUUGCGAGGUAGACUCACAUGGGUAAAGAUGGUUCCUUCCUAGACGAACGUACAGAGGAACUGGUGCUGGAGGUUGAGGCAGCCGUUGAAGAGAUGUUACAAGAUGAAUCUCCACUUUGCGACAGUCAAACUGACUCCACUGCUGCUUCAAAUGCAAAGCGCUAUCUUCUCAACCAAGAAUACAUCAAGGUCAUCUCUUCUCUCAUCCUCAUUUUAUUUAUUUCACCUUACUGGUUUAAUACUUGGUUAUUCAACUGUGAUUGAAAAUGCUUGUGAUUGUCUAAUUUAAUUAUUGGAAAUGUGUGUGAUUGUCUUAGUUAGUUAUGGUGCUUGUGAUUGGAAAUGCUUGCUUAUGAUUAUUUUUCCUUUCUUUUUGUAGAGAGGAAAGACAAAGAAGGGUACAAUCUACGGCCUUGGCAAUGUUCAGUACAAGAACAGUAGUGCUUCUGUGUCAAUUCCUGUCUCACUCAAGCGCAAUCGUGACUUGGAUAUUGAUAUACCAUGGAUUUGACUCAUUUUUACCCAUGGUAUAUAAGUAUUUUAUUAUCUAUAUACUAUAUAUUCUAUCCAAUUAGGUAUGUUUUCAGGUUCAGAAGUAUCUUGGAGUAAAGUGAUGAUUAUGGAGCAUUUAGGAGCGUAAAAGAGAUUUCAUCUGAGCUAACCAUAAGAGGUCAAUACGAAGAAGAAACAAUCGAUCGAUGCACAUCCAGUGACGUCGAUCGAUGCAGAAGAGAAGCCUCAACGAUUGAAGAUUAUGAUCGAUCGAUGUACAUCAUGUACCAUCGAUCGAUGUCGAGAGUCGGAAGUACGACUUGGUUCUAGCCGACUUUAAACCCAAGACUUCACCAAAUUACAAGAUUACCCCUGACAAGUUUUUAACCUAAUAUUUAGAUACUUGCCAAAGUGUUAGGAGGCAAGAGAGCUUUUGGCCACCUUUGUAUUCUUAUUUUCAGCAGAGAGUUUUAGGAGAGAAGAUCAUAGAGAGAUUUGUGAUUGGAACUCCAUUGAUUCAUCUAUUCUAUUCUAUGCAGUUUUUAUUUAUAUUUUGUGUCAUGAAUUGCUUAGUUAUGUCUGAGUAGUUUACCUGUUAGAUUCAGGGUUCAAAUAGGUUAAAGGGAUUAGCCCCAACUACAGAUUGCUAAGUUGUGGUAUCCAUUAAUUGAUUGUUCUUAGUGCUUGUUCUAGAUUAGCUAACUACUAAUAUUGAACCUAGGAAUCUGCAUGAGUCAAGCAUCAUUGGCCAUCCAGUCCUGAAACUAAUCUGUCAUGCUAGGACUGCUAGAAAAAGGCUACCGUUGAACUAGACAGCUAGUGAGCAUUAUCGACUUGCGCCUAGGGCUUAACUAGAAGCAUCGAUCGAUAUUGUCUUCUGACAAUCGAUCGAUAUUUGUGAAAGGUGUAUCGAUAGAUAUCCCUAUAGGACCAUCGAUCGACACUUUCUUGUGAUCAACAAACGACAGUUGAGAUCCAAGAUCUAGUUAGUUAACUAGUGAAAAUUGUCAUCACUGAUCACUGUGUUUAAGAGGUUGAGCUUUAAUAUAUCAUGCAUGCAACUGACAGGCAUCUAUAGGAUUAUAAUCUUCAACACCUGAAUAGAAACACUGCAUCUAAUACCUUUCCACUAAGUUAUACCCCCAAUCAUCUUGUUAGUCGAGCAAUAGACUUGCUCAAUUAGGAUUGUUAUUUACAUUUAAACCAUAACACAACAAACACUUAGAAUUAAUUAUUUACUAGAUUUAAUAGGUUCCCUAGCUCCUUGUGGAUUCGAUCCCUAAGUACUACAAUUGAACCUCUUAUUUUAGAGAGUAAUUCACUCCUUAGGGUAAUAUGAGUGGUAUAAAAUUUGGCACCGUUGCCGAGGAGCUUUGAUCGCCAUUAAAUUUAGUGUUAUUAAUUCUUUUCUUUUUCUUUACCCCCAUUCUGACACUAAAUUUUUUCUUGUUUUCCAGGUGCAUGCCCAGCAGUACCAGAAGCAACAAGGAAAAGCACAUGCUAUUCUCAGAAGAUCCUGCUUACUUGGAACGCACGAUCCACAAAGACCAAUGUUCCACAUCGAUCGAUACCCGACCUUCAUCGUCGACCGAUUCUCGUACCCACCCAUCGAUCGAUACCCGACCUUCAUCGUUGACCGAUCCACAUUGUUCGACAUCGAUCGAUCCUACACCGCGUACAUCGAUCGAUCUUCAGUCGCGAAGCAUGGUUGCGAUUGUUAUUCUCAGACAGGAUGAGAAUGGAGACCUGUAUGACCAGGAUGGUCAUCUGCAUAAUGCAACAGGUCAGAAACUAGACGCUCAGGGGAAUGUAAUCCAUGAUGCUGAUGCUACAGGAGCUGCUCAACCUGUAGAAGAGGCUGCUCCACCAAAGGCACAGGCCGACUACAAUCGUCCAGACGAGUACUACACCAACAUAUCAGCUAUUCGCCUUCCAGAGAUUCAGAAGGAGAAUUUAGAGCUGAAGCC
Molecule: messenger RNA, 3726 nt
Organism: Brassica rapa (field mustard)
Lineage: Eukaryota; Viridiplantae; Streptophyta; Magnoliopsida; Brassicales; Brassicaceae
Source: RefSeq, a predicted model, not a curated record